ACCCGACAUAUUCUGACUUGAUAUUCAUGCGACUCUCUGAUCUGGUGUUUCCUUCGUAAACCAGAGAUGUGAAGAAAAUGUUGUGCAAUCCGUCACGCGCAGAGAUUGGCUUGCGACACAAAGAAGAUGCGGCUCCUUGAGGCUAAAGUGCAUCACGUACGUCAUGGCUGGAGAAAGCAAUAUUGCGACAAGAGAGCAGACGCCUUCGAUCUCCAUCCCAACUCAGCAUCAAAUUAUCAAGAUGGGAAACGAAUCGAAGGAGCAGUUCCCAUGGGACCUCGGUGUCUUUGACGCACACUGUCAUCCGACAGAUACCGUCGCCAACAUCUCCUCGAUCCCGGACAUGCGUGCCAAAAUAUUGACCAUCAUGGCAACUCGUGCUCAAGACCAGGAAUUGGUAGCAGAGACUGCUGAAAAACUUGGUGUCAAGAGCAAGUCGCAACGAGACUGGAGUUCUAAGCAGAAAGUGAUACCUUGUUUUGGCUGGCAUCCAUGGUUCUCUCACCAAUUGUUCGACGAAGCAAUCUACCCUGCCACCACCACUCUCACAUCUGACCAGAAAGUCGAACACUACCAAGCAGCCUUGACGCCCAGGCCCACUGACCGCGACUUUCUCCUUCGCCUACCCGACCCACGCCCUCUCUCUGUCUUCCUCGCCGAGACAAGACAAUACCUCGAGAAAUAUCCUCUUUCUCUGAUCGGUGAGGUCGGACUGGACAAGCAGUUCCGUAUCCCAGAAGCCCGGUUACCAGACCAAAAGACCGAAAGAGACGAAGCCUUGACGCCAGGAGGUCGUGAGGGUAGACAAUUAUCUCCUUACCGCGUCUCCAUGGAUCAUCAAAAGAAAGUCUUGCUCGCCCAAUUACAUCUGGCAGGAGAACUAGGUCGCGCGACCUCUGUGCAUGGCGUACAAGCUCACGGCGUCGUCUUCAAUACCUUGCAAGAAACAUGGAAAGGCCACGAACGAAUAGUGCUCAGCAAGCGUGAAAGAAAAAAGCAAGAAGCCGCCAGCCAGACCCCUACCUCUGCUCGAGACGAAUAUAUGACAGAAGGCCAAGGUCAACCAAAGUCAACACCUUACGCCCCACGCAUAUGCCUUCAUUCCUACUCCGGUCCCCCAGAAACAAUAAAACAAUACCUCGACCCUCGCAUCCCUGCGCAAAUCUUCUUCUCCUUCUCCUCUGUUGUCAAUUUCUCUCACGCAGGCGUGUCGAAAUCAGAGGAAGCUGUCAAGACUGUUCCGGAUGACAAGAUCUUGAUUGAGAGUGAUUUGGAUGCUGCUGGUGAGAGGAUGGAUGGGUAUCUUGAGGAGAUUGUGAGGAAGAUAUGUGAGAUCAAGGGGUGGGGGCUGGAAGAGGGUGUCAAGCAGUUGGCGCACAACUGGAGGAGUUUUGUGUUUGGCGACGAGUAAGAAGACAUAUCAAAAUGCAGAGGGUUGUGAUUCUGCGCAACGCUCUCCUGACAGCUCCCAUCAUCCCAGAGAACAACCGACCAGUGCACUUCGGAAGCGUUCAAGAAUUUGCAUGUAUGUAUGGCAUAUUCGACCGCUCUGAAAAUUACACCGUCAGGCAUAUGGGAAGUUUAAACGAUGCCAACGCUCAUAUCAGAGUCGAUGAGAUAUCGCAGCCGCAAUACGACACCC
This is a messenger RNA of Aureobasidium subglaciale EXF-2481, 1642 nucleotides long. RefSeq lists its product as uncharacterized. NCBI's taxonomy places the organism in Eukaryota, Fungi, Ascomycota, Dothideomycetes, Dothideales, Saccotheciaceae. Bases 164 to 1411 code for a protein of 415 amino acids. The record is from RefSeq and is a predicted model, not a curated record. Gene Ontology annotation, molecular function: hydrolase activity, acting on ester bonds. The transcript has 2 exons.